AUGGGAAAGAAGACGACUCGCCCAUCCACCAAGGUCACUUCGGCCGCUGCCUCGCCGGCAUCUGGGCUGACUUAUGCCGGCACCAAGUCGUCCAUUUUGCGCUCUGCAUUCUCCCCGUCGGAGUACCAAUUGGCCCUGUUUGCGUCCGUCAUCCAAGGCCUCGAUGGCCAGCACAUUCGAAUUCACGAUACACAGACAGGACGCCUACAAUGUGAGCACACCCUGGGACCGAAGGAAACAGUGACCUCUUUGGACUGGGGAUACUACGGUGGCUCGGGUAAGGGUCGUGACCCGUCGAAAAAGAAGCGCAAGCGUGGUUCCGAUGUCAACGGCGCUGUUGAUGGCUUGGACCAGGGUGAUAUAGUGGUCGCGUUCGGCACAAACACAUCGGAUAUCCGCAUGUACUCGCCAUCCGAAGAUAAGGUGGUCGGCACCUUGACCGGCGCACACGAGAAGGGUAUCAAGGACUUCAAGUUCACGGUCGAUCGGCCCGCCCAGGAGGCCUGGAGCAUUGGCGGUGACAACAAGCUCGUCCAGUGGGACUUGCGCACUGGACAAAGCAUUAAGACAAUCCACCUUCCCGCAUCCUCAGUGUUCACUGCUCUCUCCCGCCCCGUUCCCUCGAACCCUCCUCUGAUCUGCGCAUCCCAGACCCCGUACUUAAUAGAUACCGAGAAGGCUGAUGAGCCUAUUCAAUUCCCUGCCAUGCGCAACCCGAUUCACACCGUCAUUUCGUCCUCUUCCGAGUCCGCUGGCGUCGGUGCAUUCCUUGCCUCCGAUGGUGACCGCUUUGUCAACGUUUUCGAUGCCACCACCCAGAAGCUUGUUCGCAACCUUGUCGCCGAUCAGGAAGUUUCCGCAAUUGCACUGCAGACCGAUGGUGCCAUUCCCGAGAAGCAAGUUCUUGCUGCGAUCACUGCAGAUGGCAGUAUCGAACUCUUCACAAAGCCGUUCGUUCAGCCGCAGAGUGCGCCCUCUGCUAGUGCGAAGGCCAGUCGGAAACAGAUGACCCAAAAAGCAAACGCAACCCUCAGAAUCACCAGCACCAAGUCCGCAAACACCUGCGUUCCUGUUGCCGACAUCUCAUUCCAGGGCCCCAACCUCGUGGUUGCAUACACCGAGGGUGGCGUGAUUCCCGUCUUCGAAAAAGUCAAGUUCCUCGAUGAGGACACCGACGAGCUCUCCUUCGCUGGAAUCAAGACCGUGACAAAGACCAAGUCGGGCUCAGCACUCUCUUCCGUCACGACAAAUGGAGUCCGAAACGCAGGCGAGACCCGCGUUGACGAGUCCGGUAUGAACGUCGAGCAGGGUAACUUGGUCGAUGAUGAUGUGGAGAUGGAGGAUACACGACCAGAUGCGGAAUCCGAUUCUGGCAGCGAGGAGGACUCCGAUGACGAAGACAAGAAGUCCAAGGUUUCUACCGAGAAGAAGACCAAGCCCAUCAAGCAGGUCGCAGUGAAUGAUGAUAUUGAGAUGCAGAACGCUUCCGACUCCGAGGCGGAAGAUAACGAGGAGGAAGAGGGCGCAGAGCCAUCAUUCGGAGAACUCAUGCGCGCAAACGCGGGCCAGGAAGUCGAUGUUGAGGCCGAGCUUGAUGACGACGUUCUUCUGGGCUCAUUGGUCCCCGGCAAGCCCCAGGCUGCAGUGCAACAGAUUCCCACCGGCGUCUCGCUUGCAACUGUUCUAUCCCAGUCGCUCAAGACUAACGACAACGGUAUGCUCGAGUCCUGUUUCCACACUGGUGACACCUCCAUCAUCCGCACUACGAUUCAGCGUCUCGACUCCUCACUGGCCGCAACUCUGCUCCAAAAACUCGCUGAGCGCCUAGCCUCUCGGCCUGGCCGCUACGGCCACCUGCUCGUCUGGGUGCAGUGGACCUGUGUCGCCCACGGCGGCGCCUUGGCUGGACACCCCGAUCUUCUCAAGCGCAUGGCUUCUCUCUACAAGGUCAUGGAUCAGCGGUCUUCCAGCCUGCCAUCUCUCCUGCUUCUCAAGGGCAAGCUCGAUAUGCUCGAUGCGCAAUUGGGACUGCGCCAGUCGCUCCGCGGCGGUGACGAGGGUAUGGAUAGCGAGGACGAGGACAAUGUGAUCUACGUCGAAGGCCAGGAUGAUCUCGAAGACAGUGAGACCGAGGCCAAGACGCCGCGGAAGUCAAUACGCGACCAGGCGUAUGACGAGGACGAGUCAAUGAUGAAUGGCGUCGACGAGUCCGAAGACGACGAGGAUGAUGGAAGCGACGAUGAGGAUGACGACGAAGAGCCUAUCUUGGAUAUCGAGGCUGCUGAGUCCGUCGGUUCUUCUGACGCCGAAGAAUCGCUCGAAGAGAACGAGGAUGAGGAUGAAGAUGAGGAUAGCGAUGGCUCGAUGGUUGACUUCAUCGCUGAUACGGAAGACGACGAGUCCGACGAUGGCGCCCAGGCGCCCCCGCCAAAGAAGAGCAAGGCUUCCAGCAAGAAGAGCAAGGGCGGCAAGAAAUAA
Molecule: messenger RNA, 2478 nt
Organism: Penicillium bovifimosum
Lineage: Eukaryota; Fungi; Ascomycota; Eurotiomycetes; Eurotiales; Aspergillaceae
Product: WD40 repeat domain-containing protein
Exons: 2
Coding region: 1-2478 (825 amino acids)
Biological process (GO): maturation of SSU-rRNA from tricistronic rRNA transcript (SSU-rRNA, 5.8S rRNA, LSU-rRNA)
Cellular component (GO): nucleolus
Molecular function (GO): protein binding
Source: RefSeq, a predicted model, not a curated record